Caretta caretta (loggerhead turtle) is the source of this 3678-nucleotide messenger RNA. NCBI's taxonomy places the organism in Eukaryota, Metazoa, Chordata, Testudines, Cheloniidae. The record is from RefSeq and is a predicted model, not a curated record.
ACUAACCUUUCUUGUACAACAAUGAAGAAGCCAGACAGUGCUGAUAACCCAUCAGCAAAGAAAAUGGACCCUGGAAGAACUUAACCUUCAUGUAAACAUUCCAGACAGCCUGUAAGUAAUGGCUGCUAUGAUUCAUCAAGGUAUGCAAGGGAAUGUGACCAAGCCACAUGAAUGUGGACUCCAUCUUGAGAUGUCAGUAUUUUUCCACAAAGUGGUCUGGGAACCAAGUUUUUGAAACAAAGGUUUCCCGCCCAAUGCUAAAGCUAUAUAAGGCAGGGAGUGACACCAUCUGUUGUUUUUUCACUCCCCACACAAGAGGACUCCUGGAAACACCUGAGGAACAAAGACUGAACCGAGGGAAGUGCUGGACCCAGGCUAAAGAGAUUUCUAGCCUGUGUAUGAAAACCUAGGAAACCCAAGCUGCAAAGCAAAUGCAGCUUGUGCCUUAAGAAUCUGCAAGUCUGCUUACAUCAUCACUCAGGAAUAAGCAAGGCUUACUAUACACUCAGCAUCUGAGGAGGAGAUCUAAAUUCGGCAAGAACAAACACGCUUUGGAAUUUUAUUUCUGAAUUUCUAAGCAGCCUGCUUUCCGCCCUGUGGGGUUAGCGUGCAGGCAAGUUGAAAAGCUUGUUUUACGGGAAGGCGGCAGUGAAAGAGGUGGAAACUCCUACGUCUUACAGAGACCAGGAAAUCUUUUCCUAAGUAACCUCAGUUACACACUCUCAGUUAAACAACUUUGGAAAAUCUGCAUUUAAAGUACUUCUCUACUUUUUGACUUGCAGUUGAACAUAAAGUAGCAAGUUCUGUAUCAACUUCAUUAACACCUGGGAAAACAAGAGCGUGGAAUUAAAUGUAAGGAUGACCUCAUCUGUUGCUUGUAAGACUAUGCUUAUUAUCGCCCAGGACUGGAUGUGUGACUAUUGUGGCAUUUGGAAGAAAAGAAUAAUCUCCUGGUGAUUCCCAAGGUAGUAUCUUCCUACUGCAACGUUCAUGUUUCACCUUGGAAGUUUUAAAGUAAAAUGGAAAACUUAUGAAAUCACUCACAGACCAAAUUCAUCUGCAAGCUACCCAGAGAUUUUAAAGGAGUUACAGCAGAAGGGCUGCUAACGAAAGGAAUUCAGCAUUGUAAAUUUAAAUUGCCCUUAUAAUGGUAAGCUCUAAUUGUUCCACUGAGGACUCCUUUAAGUAUAUUUUAUAUGGAUGUACGUUUAGCAUGGUGUUUGUCCUUGGUCUAAUAUCAAAUUGCGUUGCUAUAUACAUUUUUACAUUCACAUUAAAAAUGCGAAAUGAAACAACUACUUACAUGCUUAAUUUAGCAAUAUCUGAUCUACUUUUUGUAUUUACAUUACCCUUCAGGAUUUAUUACUUUGCAAUAAGAAACUGGCCAUUUGGAGAUAUACUUUGCAAGAUUUCUGUCACAAUGUUUUAUACAAACAUGUAUGGAAGCAUUUUCUUCUUGACUUGUAUAAGCGUCGAUCGCUUUUUAGCCAUAGUGCACCCAUUUUGGUCUAAGACUCUUAGAACCAAAAGAAAUGCAAAAAUUGUCUGUGUUGCAGUAUGGAUAACUGUACUAGCAGGAAGCAUGCCAGCAAGCUUUUUUCAGUCUACCACCACCCGAAAUAACACUGAAUAUGAACAAAACACAUGUUUUGAAAACUUUCCGGAUACCACCUGGAAAACUUAUAUAUCAAGGAUUGUUAUCUUCAUUGAAAUUGUGGGAUUUUUUAUUCCACUGUUCUUAAAUGUGACCUGUUCUACGAUGGUUUUAAGGACUUUGAAUAAACCAGUUACAUUAAGUCGGAACAAGCUAAGCAAAAAAAAGGUACUCAAAAUGAUUUUUGUCCAUUUGGUGAUAUUCUGUUUCUGUUUUGUGCCAUAUAAUGUUACCCUAAUACUUUAUUCUCUAAUGAGAACACAAAUAUGGAUUAAUUGUUCAUUAGUAACUGCUGUAAGGACUAUGUAUCCUAUCACUCUAUGCAUUGCAGUUUCAAAUUGUUGUUUUGACCCUAUAAUAUACUAUUUUACAUCAGACACUAUUAAAAACUCAAUAAAAAAGAACAGAUCAGCUAGAACACGCGAUUCCAGAUCCACUGAAACUCAGGUUGCUGAAAAUUUUAUUCAACACAGCCUCCAGACUUUAAAAGCUAAAAUAUUUGACAAUGAAUCUACAAUAUAAACUGAAAGAAAAUACUGGGACUGAAAUGCACCUUUCUUCAGCUUUUAAAAUGUUUUCUUGUACACUGAAUAAACUUUCUUCACCUUAGAAAACUGUUUAUAUCAUGAUUAAAAAUAGGAAAAAGUUAAAUGUCAAUUGUAAACAUAGUUUAUAGAAAAAUGUAAUUACUGCAAGAAUUACAAAUAUUUUAAUAGUUGUCAAAGUUUUAUCUCUUCUGCCUUUAUGUCACAGAUUCCAUGACCUGUUAUAUAGACCCUGCUGUGUCUCCUUACAAUUUUGAACCACACAAAAAUAAACUGAUGUUUGGAAACCUAAGCUGAUACUAACAAGGUCCAAAAGUGUUUUACAAUUCAACAUAUUAUGAAGUUGGAAGACUAGGUCUUCUCAUUGUUUGUGUUAACAGGUUAAAACAAUUUAAAUUAAAAAAUUAAAUUGUGAACACAUUUUAGGCUGCAACUAUUUUGUUUAGGUGUUAAUUUCUUAAUGUCUGGAUUCUUCAAAGCAUUGAUCAAGUUAUUGCAACUCUGGUGUCAGUUCCACACCCACCAUCUUUCGUAGGAUUUGUUUGCAAAAGUUAAGCUACUCCUUUGUAAAAAUAAAUUUACAGAUGGAUUAAAAAGUAUGUAAAGUUACUGAAACAAGAUGUCAGUUAUUUAAAUAUUGCUGACAAAACAAACUCAAAGCUGUUUCUAAGAAAGUAUAGCAAAUAAGACUAAAAGACUAAAUUCUUUAAAUAAGUGUUCUGUUUGGGUUGUAAAAAGAAAAGGAGUACUUGUGACACCUUAGAGACUAACCAAUUUAUUUGAGCAUAAGGUUUCGUGAGCUACAGCUCACUUCAUCGGAUGCAUACUGUGGAAAGUAUGAGCUGUAGCUCACAAAAGCUUAUGCUCAAAUAAAUUGGUUAGUCUCUAAGGUGCCACACGUACUCCUUUUCUAUUUACGAAUACAGACUAACACAGCUGUUACUCUGAAACCUGUUUGGGUUGUGUACUUUAACUUCAAAAGUGCUUCUUUGCUAUUGAAAAAACAUUGAGUAUUCCUCACAUGAACAAAGAUAUCCUGGGUGACACAUUAAAUAUUCUUUUCCAAGAAGACAAGAAAUGGCAGUUAGCUGUUUAUUGUAAAGUACCCUCUCCUAGAUGUUCUGUACGUCACACAAGCACCAUAAUUUUGAUGUCUACAUGUUUUAAUGUGAGCUUCUUAUGUGAGAUAAUAAAAAUAUUUAUUUAUUUGAGGUGCCUGAAAGCUGCUGCAAUAAAUCCAGGAAUUUUUAAGAAUUAAGAGCUUAUAUGAAGCAAGAUGCAACUUUGAUUCAUCUUUACAAGUAAGCAAGCAAUACCCAAUAGAAGCAUGUUUAAAAGUGGCAUGUGUUUCAUACAUUCUUCAGCAGCCGGAGUACUGCGCUUACCAUGCUCAGAAUUUGUUUACCUUUACUGUAAAAUAAUACAUAUUUAAAAAGUUAAAGAAGUGUCAAGUGGUAGUUUCUUCCAAAGAUGAUUAAG